AUGGGGAAAUUUGAAGAAGAAGAACUGCCACAGCAAGUGGCAGAAGGUGGGGGUGGUGGUUUUGGUGAAGGACUUGGAGGAGAAGGAAGCUCUAUGCCUACACCAAUCACCCUAGAAAGUGCGGGGACCAAUCAAAAAAAGCGAACAAGAAAAGUAUUGAAUGAGAGGUCUGAUGUGUGGACUGAUUUUACUAAGUCCCCAAAUCGAGAGACAUGUUCUUGCAAUCAUUGUGGGAUUAUGUACAAGUGCCACUCAUCGAGGAAUGGAACAUCCACACUUAAGCAACACUUGAUGCGAUGCAAACGCAAGCCUAGGGCAAGUGGUCAACAAACGGAGUUGGCAUUCAAUCAAACAGGGAAAGGGGAUGUUUCCACAUGGAAGUAUGAUUCGAAGGUCAUUAAUGAUGAAUUAACUUGUAUGAUAGUUGAAUGCGAGUUGCCAUUCAAGUUCGUUGAGCAUCCACGGUUUAAGAGUUUUUGGGCGGCAUUGUGUCCAAGGUACAAUCCUCCUACAAGGCCUACUGUUAGGAAGAAGACACGUGGACAUCACAGCAAAGGCAGAGUUAUAUGGUCAUCACUGCUCACUUCAUUGAUAGUGACUGGAAUUUGCAAAAAAAGAUUAUCAACUUUAGGUCAAUUACUAGACACAGGUGAGGCUAUGGGUAGAGUAAUCAAAAACUGCUUAAAAGAUUGGGAGAUCAAGAAGCUUUUCACUAUAACAGUCGAUAAUGCCAGUUCCAAUGAUCAUUUUGUCAACUACUUGAAGAGGAGAUUUGCUAGUAUCGCACUAGGUGAUUAUGUGCAUAUGAGAUGUGUUGCACACAUAAUCAACCUAGUCGUUUCAGAAGGCAUGAAAGAAACAAUUGAUUCUAUUAAUCGAGUUCGUGCUGCAGUUCAAUUUAUUCGAGCUUCAUCUGUAAGAAUUCACAAGUUCAAAGAAUGUGUAGAGAUGGAAAGAAUUAAAAGCAAGAGCUUGUUGUGCUUAGAUGUGUGCACUAGAUGGAACUCGACUUUCUUGAUGUUAGAAGCUGCUCAGAAGUUUGAAUCUGCAUUUGAAAGAUUUGAGGAGUUGAGCCACAUAUUACGAGUGAGCUAUCACUAG
Tripterygium wilfordii is the source of this 1101-nucleotide messenger RNA. RefSeq names its product zinc finger BED domain-containing protein RICESLEEPER 3-like. The coding region runs from base 1 to 1101 and encodes 366 amino acids. The transcript has 3 exons. NCBI's taxonomy places the organism in Eukaryota, Viridiplantae, Streptophyta, Magnoliopsida, Celastrales, Celastraceae. Gene Ontology annotation, molecular function: DNA binding. The record is from RefSeq and is a predicted model, not a curated record.